AUGCCGAAACGCAGGAGUGAGGACUCUUGCGAUGAGGACAUCGAUGACAUGUCCAUUCCUCUACCCAUCCAGACAUUCCUGUGGCGCCAAACCAGUCCAUUCAUUCGGCCGAAGAUCAGUCGACUACAGGACGCGGCGGCGAUGGAGCAAAGAGAGGCGUGUAAGUCGUUUGAGAAGGUAUUGGUCCAGAAUAUACAGUUCGGACUCUCGCCGAGUCUUACCGAAGCCAUCAAAAGCAUUAGCCGCUGGCGUCUGAUUUUGGCCGCAUUGCCGCACGUAAUGCACUGUUGCGCUGCCCUUCUGUACGGCCGACGCAACGCCACAAUGGAUAAGCUGUCGGCCGCGGAGACCAAACUUCUCUAUACUCUUCACUGGAUUCUGUUGGACGCGUCCGAAGAGUGUGCGGACGCCGAGUGCGAAGAGGGUGUCAUUCGACGGCCCGAACACUACUUACUUCCCGUAACAACACUUCAGGUUUUCAUCUACUUAUUCGCGCCGUUAAUGAAAAAACUUAAGGAAUCGGACUUUUUGACCAGUUUUCGGCUCGAAAACGGUUACAAAAUAUGGACGCCCUUAUUCAUGCAUGGUCAUCCAGACAUAACGAGUUUCACAGCACAAGUGAAACCCAAACGAAACAUAUUGAGAGCCACAAGACAUGAACGCAAGUCAGCGCUUCCUAAGUUUGGCGAUGUCUUCCUCGGCGUCUCCGACGGUACCAAACGUGAGUCCACUCCCACGCCAUCGAUGGCCAGUUCUAAUGGUCAGCCACUGCCGCCCACACCCACCCCAACCCCAACCCCUACACCCACUCCCUAUCCAUUCCUGGGCUCUCCAACUGUGGCCACUUCUAGCGUUUCCAUCGAGAGGAUUGAGGGCAAAGAGUCGGUCACUCCAACCAAAAGCAGCGCUUCCGAGAAGAAGGCGUGGGAAGUGGAGCCCAAACUACUUGCUGACCCAUUGAUGGCCACUUUCUUAGAUGUGGCGGUUCUUCGCUGUCUCUUCACUAAUCAAUGGCUCGAAGACGGCAUCUAUUGGGCCCUCAGUUUCAUUUUGAACCGCCUCAAAGCAAUAAAUAACGACAUGUCUAACAAAGACCGCUCACGACUCAGGAGUUCAUCGCUUCCGUUACCGAAGAGAGAGAAAUCUUGGAAUAAAACAAGAAAUGAAAAGUACUUGUCUUGGAAUCGACGAGAAAGUACUCGUUUUGCUUUGAGUCGUCGAUUCCGAAAAAGUCGAGACUAUCGGUCAGAAUCUGCGAGAACUGUGGCCACUUCUAGCGUUUCCAUUGAGAGGAUUGAGGGCAAAGAGUCGGUCACUCCAACCAAAAGCAGCGCUUCCGAGAAGAAGGCGUGGGAAGUGGAGCCCAAACUACUGGCCGACCCAUUGAUGGCCACUUUUUUAGAUGUGGCGGUUCUUCGCUGUCUCUUCACUAAUCAAUGGCUCGAAGACGGCAUCUAUUGGGCCCUCAGUUUCAUUUUGAACCGGUACUUCAUAUGA
This is a messenger RNA of Medioppia subpectinata, 1497 nucleotides long. The record is from the annotation of a GenBank genome assembly. Lineage: Eukaryota; Metazoa; Arthropoda; Arachnida; Sarcoptiformes; Oppiidae.